AUGUACAUGCUCCUCCAUCACCAUCUCUCCGAAAUCUGCAUUCGCAUCAGGACAAAGUUGGGUGGACCAAAGUCUAAGUCCUCCAGCUACCGUAUCUACAGCAGUGAAGUGACUUUAUCAAAGGGCCAACUUAAAAUCAACACUGCGUCUGCACGUUGUGUCUCUUCGGAGCAUCCCAGCAUGGCGUCUCUUCGGUAUGGCUACACAACCCCAGCAAACCGUCACAGUUGUUCAGUUCCUGUCGUUCCCUCCUGA
Molecule: messenger RNA, 255 nt
Organism: Protopolystoma xenopodis
Lineage: Eukaryota; Metazoa; Platyhelminthes; Monogenea; Polystomatidea; Polystomatidae
Source: the annotation of a GenBank genome assembly